Topomyia yanbarensis is the source of this 419-nucleotide messenger RNA. RefSeq lists its product as uncharacterized. The transcript is spliced from 2 exons. The record is from RefSeq and is a predicted model, not a curated record. Bases 75 to 419 code for a protein of 114 amino acids. Lineage: Eukaryota; Metazoa; Arthropoda; Insecta; Diptera; Culicidae.
CGACCGUUCCAACUCAGUUGUGAAACAAAUUUCUUAGGUUUGAACUUAAAAUUCUAUUCAUCGGAUAUCUCAAAAUGAAAUCGAUCUGCUGCCUGUUUGCACUUAUUGUAAUUAGUGCUGCGAGCACGAUUCCGAUGCCAUCGAACGGCCGACUGCCAGUUGGUGCCCCUCAACCACAUCCAGCACUGUUUCGCGUAGCGCGGGCGACUGAGGUGCCAGAAUCUCCAAAAGACUCUUCCACAAAGCAAGAGGUUGUCGAGAGCAGUGCGGAUGAUAUGGAUAAGGCUGAAACUUUCGGAUUUGGAUUCCAUAAACACAUUCAUAUUUCCCCAUCUUACGGUGGCUACUAUGGCGGGGGUUACUAUCCGUCUUAUCCAUAUGCGUACAAUUAUGGAUAUAACUAUCCGUAUUAUUACUGA